Chaetomium strumarium is the source of this 1338-nucleotide messenger RNA. RefSeq names its product RNA cap guanine-N2 methyltransferase-domain-containing protein. Gene Ontology annotation, cellular component: nucleus. Gene Ontology annotation, molecular function: RNA cap trimethylguanosine synthase activity. The transcript is spliced from 3 exons. Gene Ontology annotation, biological process: 7-methylguanosine cap hypermethylation; 7-methylguanosine RNA capping. NCBI's taxonomy places the organism in Eukaryota, Fungi, Ascomycota, Sordariomycetes, Sordariales, Chaetomiaceae. The coding region runs from base 168 to 932 and encodes 254 amino acids. The record is from RefSeq and is a predicted model, not a curated record.
CCGCCAACUUCGAUAGACAUGUGAAUUAUUCUAUACAUCCAUUCAUUCUUCAACCAUUAGGUAGUAGUCUCAAAUACCGGCACAAAAGGAGGCUUCCCAGCUUCCAGCAAAUUGUAUCCAUCUAGUAUCUCUUUCAAUUCUUUCUAGUGUUCAGUUCCUACCUCCUCAUGAUGCUCCAGCCGGUUGAGGGCACACUGCCUCUCACUGAGGAGUGCCAUCACUAUGAUGACAUCCAGGAAGUCCCACGGGAGCUUCAAAAGUACUGGCACCAGCGCUACACCAUCUUCAACUUCUACGACUACGGCAUCUACCUCACAAACGAUGCCUGGUUCGGCGUGACCCCCGAGCCGGUAGCCACCAAGGUAGCCAAAGACAUCACCUCACACAAGCACUCCCACCCGCGCAAGGACACCAUCAUCGACCUGUUCGCCGGGGCGGGCGGCAACACGAUCGCCUUCGCCCUCUCGGAGAAGUGGGACCGGGUGAUCGCGAUCGAGAAGGACGCGGCCACGCUCGCGUGCGCGCAGAACAACGCGGCCGUCUACGGCGUGGCCGACGCCAUCACCUGGGUGCACGGCGACAGCCUCGAGUACCUCGCGCGUCUGAAAGGCGACGGGGCGGGGAAGGAGGACGUGGACCCGUCGCUGCAGAUCGACACGUCCAAGACGGUGCUCUUCGCCUCGCCGCCGUGGGGCGGCGUGGAUUACCGCUGGGACGAGGUGUUCGACCUCGGCACCAUGGAGCCGUACAACCUCGAGACGCUGCACAAUGCCUGCCGGCCGAUGGAGCACGCGCUGUAUCUGCCGCGGACGAGCGAUCUGAGACAGAUUGCGAAGCUGGCGCCGGAUGGCGAGCGGAUCGAGGUGGUGCAGUACUGCGUCGAAGGCGCCAGCAAGGCCAUGGUGGCGUACAUACCAGCGGAAGAAGAAUGAGCAAUCCCAUCUCACCAGCAAUCAAAACCAAACCCCCUUAAAACAGAAAGGCAGCCGGUAUUUCCUUUCCAUCUAUUAUCUACGGUAUUGUGCAGGCACCGCCGCAAAACGCUACAGCGCCCUGACGAUACUCCUCUCAUCAAACACAUCCCUCACCAGCGCCGCCACACAUGCCUCCCAGUCCACGGGCGCCAUCGCAUACGUCGACUCAAAAGCAUAGAUGCUCAGCUGUGCAAAGAACGGCCUGAGCACCUUAGCGACCAACUCAUCCUUCCUUUCCAUCGAAACAUCAUCACUUAUCCCCCCGGGCAUGCCAAGAAGCGGCCGUCUAUGCGUCGACGUAGACGGCCCUCCUGCUCCUACCGCCACAGCGACUUCAUUCGUCGAACCUUGCUGGUUCAACGCG